AUGAACGUUCACGAAAAUGACGUUGGCACGUUGCUGGGCACCUGGCGGCUGGGAGACGCAACCUCUACCGCCAUAGUGCUCCAGCCAACUCCUUCCGACGAUGCGCAGGACCCUUUGAAUUGGACAAAGUGGCGCAAGGCGAUCAAUUUCGGCUUGGGGUUAUUCUACGUCCUCAUCACGUUCGUGCUCAUCGACAUUUUUGGCAUCGCGUACAACGACUAUGUAAUAGAGCUGGGUAUGGGGUAUCAAGACUACAAUGAGAUUACGGCCUUGAACUAUGUGGGACUGGCUAUAGGCUGUGUCAUGUUCAUUCCGUUGGUCUACAAACUUGGACGUCGUCCCGUCUACUUGAUCAGUCUUACCAUCCAACUUGCCACCGCCAUAUGGGCCGCAAAGAUUCAGACCUUGGCUGAGUUGUAUCCGCUCAAUUUUAUUCAAGGCAUCGGCGGUGCAAUCAGCGAAACAAUUGUCCAAAUCAGCAUCAGCGAUCUCUUCUUUGUUCACCAGUAUGCCACCAUGAACGGCCUCUUCCUCCUCUUCCAAUCUAUUGGUGCGUUUCUUGGGCCCGUGGCCGCUGGAUACGUCGUGGUCGGUCAAGGGUGGCGUUGGCAAUGGUGGUGGUGUGCCAUCUUCUUGGGAAUGAGUCUGCUUCUGGUUUUCCUCUUCUUUGAAGAGACGGCAUACGUACCUGCUCUGCAGGGCCGACCAGCGAACAUUGAGACUGUGCCAGCCGGGAAAAAGGACGACCCAGAAACUGGUUUGGACAUCACCAGGCAGUCGUCAACAAUGGGCUCUGGUCCUAGUGCCGACAGGUCUUGGUUGGAAAAGCUCCGUCCAUACACGGUAUACGAGGGUUCCGUUCUACACCAUGCCUGGCAGCCCUUUAUCCUGCUUUUCCGUGUCCCGGCAGUACUGUAUACUGCCCUGACCUACGGGAUUCUGCUGGCGAAUUUCGCCGUUCUCACCUCGGUCGCCACGACUUCGUUGUUUUAUCCGCCUUACAAUUUCGAUACCGCCGGCGUCGGCUUGUUCAAUAUCGCGCCCUUUAUUGGAUCGUUUCUUGCUAGCAUCACGAUUGCACCACUCAGCGAUUUCAUGAUUGUGAGACUUUCAAGAAAGAAUGGUGGAAUCUACGAAUCGGAAAUGCGACUUUGGCCAGCAUUGCCUGGUGCUCUCUUCACGUGCGGCGGCUUCCUUAUGUUCGGCAUUUGUAUCGCACAGGGACGCUCGUGGGUGCUACUUGCCUUGGGGGCAGGUAUUUUUGGAUUUGGAUUUGUCACCUGCGCCGACAUAGCAUUGUCCUAUUUAACGGAUUCGUAUCAAAACCUGAUUGGUGAUGCCAUUAUUGGUGUGAUUUUCGUUCGAAAUGCAAUUUCCGUCAUCAUCCUAUUCGUACUGACGCCGUGGAUCGACGGGCUUGGCCUAGAAUACAUGUUUGUCUCGUGCGCUCUUAUCACUCUAGUGAUAACGUUGGGCUUCCCGGUAAUUCUCCUCGUGUUUGGCAAGAGAAUGCGGCAAAGCACUUCGGAACUGGCGAAUAAGUUCUCCUUGCGGCAAUCGCGACGCACGUAG
Messenger RNA from Pestalotiopsis fici W106-1, 1572 nucleotides. RefSeq lists its product as uncharacterized. Gene Ontology annotation, biological process: transmembrane transport. The record is from RefSeq and is a predicted model, not a curated record. Gene Ontology annotation, molecular function: transmembrane transporter activity. The transcript has 5 exons. NCBI's taxonomy places the organism in Eukaryota, Fungi, Ascomycota, Sordariomycetes, Amphisphaeriales, Sporocadaceae. Bases 1 to 1572 code for a protein of 523 amino acids.